UUACAUGUGCUAUAAAAGCUAACAACAAAAUAGGGUUUCCGCCUCCUCAAGCCUCUGCCGUGUCCGGUCUAUCGCAGUUGCCCUCCACUUCAGGCGAGCCACAAUGACUAAGCGAACAAAGAAAGCAGGCAUUGUUGGGAAGUAUGGUACCCGUUAUGGGGCCAGUCUUCGGAAGCAGAUUAAAAAGAUGGAGGUUAGCCAGCAUAGCAAAUACUUCUGUGAAUUUUGUGGGAAGUAUGCAGUGAAGAGGAAGGCUGUUGGAAUUUGGGGUUGCAAAGACUGUGGCAAAGUUAAAGCUGGUGGUGCUUAUACUUUGAACACUGCCAGUGCCGUGACCGUGAGGAGCACCAUUCGCAGGCUGAGGGAACAAACUGAGGGUUGAACCUCUUUUUGAUAAUUUUAUAGUCUAUUUUUAUUCCUUUUUGUAUUUUGCAUCUUAAAUGCAAAAGUAUUUAACUUUUUGUAGCAAACUUCUUUAUUUGAUUUAUGGAAUAUUAGUUACCAGUAUUGGUUGGCAUGGCCAA
Nelumbo nucifera (sacred lotus) is the source of this 524-nucleotide messenger RNA. Its product is annotated as large ribosomal subunit protein eL43z. Gene Ontology annotation, cellular component: ribosome. Gene Ontology annotation, molecular function: structural constituent of ribosome. NCBI's taxonomy places the organism in Eukaryota, Viridiplantae, Streptophyta, Magnoliopsida, Proteales, Nelumbonaceae. Gene Ontology annotation, biological process: translation. The record is from RefSeq and is a predicted model, not a curated record.